AUGGCGAUGAGGCAGACCCCGCUGGCCUGCUCCGGCCACACGCGGCCUGUGGUGGACCUGGCCUUCAGCGGCAUCACCCCCUACGGCUACUUCCUCAUCAGCGCCUGCAAGGAUGGGAAGCCCAUGCUCCGCCAAGGAGACACAGGAGACUGGAUUGGGACAUUUCUCGGACAUAAAGGUGCUGUCUGGGGCGCCACUUUGAAUCAGGACGCCACCAAAGCAGCUACAGCAGCUGCCGAUUUCACAGCCAAAGUGUGGGAUGGCGUCUCAGGAGAUGAGCUGCUCACUUUGGCUCACAAGCAUAUUGUCAAAUCAGUAGACUUCACUCAGGACAGCAAUUACCUGUUGACAGGGGGACAAGACAAGCUGUUGCGUAUCUAUGACUUAAACCAGCCUGAGGCAGAUCCUGAAAUGGUGAGCGGCCACACAUCUGGUAUUAAGAAGGCUCUGUGGAGCAGUGAUGACAGACAGAUCCUUUCAGCCGAUGAUAAAACUGUCAGGCUCUGGGACCGAAGCACCUUGACAGAAGUGAAGGCCGUCAACGUGGCCAUGUCCGUGAGCAGCAUGGAGUACGUCCCAGAAGGGGAGAUACUAGUGAUCACCUAUGGAAGGACGAUCGCCUUUCACAGUGCAGAAACACUGGAGCAGAUUAAAUCAUUCGAGGCGUCCGCAACAAUCAAUUCUGCCUCGCUUCACCCUGAAAAAGAAUGUCUGGUUGCAGGGGGCGAAGACUUCAAACUUUAUAAGUACGAUUACAAUUCUGGCGAAGAGCUUGAAUCAUACAAGGGGCACUUUGGGCCCAUUCACUGCGUCAGAUUUAGCCCAGAUGGAGAGCUAUACGCUAGUGGCUCUGAGGAUGGAACGCUAAGACUGUGGCAGACGACAGUAGGCAAAACAUAUGGUCUCUGGAAAUGUGUGAUUCCUGAAGAAGAAGGGGGAGAGCUGGUGAAACCAAAGGUCAGCCUUCCAGGAACCGCUGAAGAAGAACUAGAAGAUCUCGGCUCUGAAAAUUCAGAUACCAUCUACAGCACGACCCCCGAAGUGAAGGCUUGAGCUUCGUGGCCGCCAACUGCAACACACGGACAUUU
Messenger RNA from Euleptes europaea (tarantolino), 1088 nucleotides. RefSeq names its product serine/threonine kinase receptor associated protein (gene STRAP). The transcript has 10 exons. Bases 1 to 1053 code for a protein of 350 amino acids. Gene Ontology annotation, biological process: spliceosomal snRNP assembly. Gene Ontology annotation, cellular component: SMN complex. NCBI's taxonomy places the organism in Eukaryota, Metazoa, Chordata, Lepidosauria, Squamata, Sphaerodactylidae. The record is from RefSeq and is a predicted model, not a curated record. Gene Ontology annotation, molecular function: RNA binding; protein binding.